Acytostelium subglobosum LB1 is the source of this 630-nucleotide messenger RNA. RefSeq lists its product as hypothetical. Gene Ontology annotation, cellular component: COPII-coated ER to Golgi transport vesicle; endoplasmic reticulum-Golgi intermediate compartment; endoplasmic reticulum. The transcript is spliced from 4 exons. Gene Ontology annotation, biological process: endoplasmic reticulum to Golgi vesicle-mediated transport; Golgi organization; intracellular protein transport. The record is from RefSeq and is a predicted model, not a curated record. Lineage: Eukaryota; Evosea; Eumycetozoa; Acytosteliales; Acytosteliaceae. Bases 1 to 630 code for a protein of 209 amino acids.
AUGGUAUCAAAGUCAUUGUAUAUUGUUGUCGUUACAGCACUGUUGAUGCUAUUGGCAUACAAUGGCGCAGAGGCUUUGACUAUGCAAAUCGAGCCAAAGAAUCAAGAGUGUUACUACGAGAACGUCGAGGCUGGUAGAACAUCCUUGAUCAACUAUCAAGUGAUCAGAGGUGGUCUAUUGGAUAUUGAUGUCAAGAUAUUCGAUCCACAAGGAAACACAUUGUACUCUAGACUGCACUUUGAUACAACAAUGAAGGGUAGACAAUCGUUCACCGCUUCGAAUACUGGUACCUACAAGCUUUGCUUUGGCAACGAGAUGUCAAGGUUCACUGCCAAGGUCGUUACAUUCACAUGGGGAUUCGAGGACGACCAGAAGGAUUUGGUCAAGGGAGAUACUUUGAACCCAAUGGAUCAAUCAAUCCAAAAGAUUGAGAGAGCGUUGCACUCGAUUGUCAUUGAGCAGAAGAAGAUGAGAUACAGAGAGCAAACAAACAGAGAUACCUCUGAGAGCACCAACGCAAGAGUGGUCAGAUGGACCAUUAUCCAACUGUUUGUUCUCGUCUCUAUGGGUGUUGCUCAGAUUUGGUACCUGAGGAAAUGGUUCGAUAGCAAGUCCACUCAAAGAGUCUAG